AUGUCCCCAUCACCAGAAAGUCGAACAGCAAGGGAAAGAACGCAGAAAAUGAAUCAGAAGACGCAAGCAAGUCGUAUAAAUUCAUGCGGAGAUACAGAUCGACUGUUUUACACAUUUUUGACUGCUAUGCAAGUUCCGUACAGACGGCGACACGAUAGAUCCUUGUGUUUCAUGAUUCUUGAAUCUACAAAAAGAUUUGCGAUUGUGCAUUUUACUGUGGAUCAUCAAGGUCGAUUUGCCGCAGAAUACCGAAAAGGAAAGGCGUAA
Messenger RNA from Paraglomus brasilianum, 267 nucleotides. NCBI's taxonomy places the organism in Eukaryota, Fungi, Glomeromycota, Glomeromycetes, Paraglomerales, Paraglomeraceae. The record is from the annotation of a GenBank genome assembly.